Messenger RNA from Aegilops tauschii subsp. strangulata, 1072 nucleotides. RefSeq names its product probable glutathione S-transferase GSTU6. The record is from RefSeq and is a predicted model, not a curated record. Gene Ontology annotation, molecular function: glutathione transferase activity. Gene Ontology annotation, biological process: glutathione metabolic process. Lineage: Eukaryota; Viridiplantae; Streptophyta; Magnoliopsida; Poales; Poaceae. Gene Ontology annotation, cellular component: cytoplasm.
GAUAGAGUACUUCGUAACUACCAACCAGUGCAAACAGCGGAAGAACGCCAUGGCGCUUCCUGUGCUCGCUUCGGCUCCGCUGAACCCGGUCAUCGGCUUCGGGAAAUCCGCUCCACCGGCUCCUGUAACGCCUUCCGCACGCUUACGCUCGUUGCCACCUCCAGCUCCACUCCAGCUCGUCGUCGGCUCGCCCCCUCUGCCUCCGGCCCUUAGGCUCGUCACUGCAGCCGGGACAAGCACGGAGCAACUAGGAGACGAGCUUAAGGUGCUGGGGACAUGGAGGAGCCCAUUCGCUCUACGAGUGAGGGCGGCGCUCAACUUCAAGGGCCUACAGUACGAGUACUUUGAGGAGGACCUCGAGAACAAGAGCGACCUCCUCCUUGAGUCUAACCCGUUCAUCAAGAAGCUGCCGGUCCUCAUCCACAACGGCGUCCCGAUCUGCGAGUCUCUUGUGAUCCUGGACCCCUACGAACGUGCCAUGGCGCGCUUCUGGGCCACCUACAUUGAAGACAAGCUGAUCGCCCCGUGGUUGAAGAUGUUCAGAGGCAUCACGGACAAGGAGAGGGCUGAAGGGGCGAGGGAGACGCUGGAGGCAGUGAACACGCUGGAAGGCGUGCUCUCCAAGGGACAAUCGAAGCCCUUCUUCGGCGGAGACGAUGUCGGGUACGUCGACGUCGUGCUGGCCGGCAUGAUAGCGUGGAUGCAGGGAACCAAGGCACUUUGCGACGUCGAGCUCCUUGACACUGCCAAAACCCCGCUCCUGGUGGAGUGGACGGAGCGCUUUGCCCGGUUGGACGGCGCCGAGGCGCUUAUGCCGGACGUCGGCAAGUUGGUGGAGUUUGCCAAGAUCAAACGGGCCAAAAUGAUGGCGGCUGCAAACUAAUUAAGCUAUGCAUCCAUUGUUUAUGGCUAUUGGUUGUUGUCUCUCAAGUCUCAAUCUUAGCUGCAGUUUCAUGUAUUUAUGCAGAGAGCAAGACAUUAAAACCGUAAAAUAGAGAGACAAAUAAAUGGAUGGAACAUAUAUGCUUCUAUUUCUACAUGUGUGAUUCAGGCAACUCGUCCAUCCUUUUUA